CUCAGCACAGGUUUCAAAAACUGUAAAUGUAAACUGCAAGUGUUUUAUUCACCUAUAAAUUUAGAAGAAGAGUCUAUGUUCCUGUCUAAGUUGAAAAAAAAAAAUAGUUUGUCUGGAUAUAUAACAAUACCAACAGGAGAAGCAGACUUCAUCCAAUGAUGACAAAUCAUUACAGCCUUUUGUUUGCCAUCUUGGUCAUCGCCAUUAAAACAUUAAACACUGAAGAGGAGCUGAAGGAGACUGGGUUUGGAUUUCCACCUCCCCGACAUGGACUUGCCCUAAUUAAGUGGUAUGUGAAAACCUGUAUUGACAAUAACAUGGUGGCUCUCUGUAACCCUGUGGCUGGACAGUUUGGGUUCCAUGAGUUCCAUAACAGUGGGUUCCUGCUCCCUCCGCUGAAGGACAAACACACGUAUAUGUACUUCACCAUAGGAAACCUUCACUACCGACACGCUAAGGAUCUUCCCUAUGAAGUGAGGAAAUACUAUGAUCCACAUAACAAAAUGAGCAACAUGGACAGGGUCAUUGUGAAGCUCAACAGGAACAAGAACAAAAUCGAGGAGAUCUACAUAUCAGAGCACUAUAAUCCUCCCAGAACUUUUCAGUUAGGAGCCUCUCUCAUCGGUGACUUAAGACAGGACCAGAACUCUCAAAACAUUUUACAUAAGAUUUUCUAUUAUUAAAAAAAAAAAAAAAAAAAAAAUCCCUGUAUUACCACAUUUUCCCCACAGCUGAGCCUUUUUGCACUUUCAGUUUAUUAGAUAUUUUAACUUUCACUUCUGAGUUUUUCUUUUGUAUAGCCCACUUUAUUCCACUUCCUCUUUUUUAUUCUCUCCAUCACAUGCUGUAAAACAAUUUAGUAACUUCCUCAAUGAAGUUAAAUGUGGACUUUAGACCUGGUUGGGUUUACAGUUUACAGAAAUGUGAUUAACGUUUACCUACCUUUGGUCAUAUCAAUUAUAAAUAUGGGCUUUAAAGGUGAAGUGUGCAAUUUUUCUUUGUUAAAACAUUUUUUCUAUCCCAGCUCAUGCAGCCUGAUCUCAUUAGUAUUCAUAGGUAUUUGUAUAGCGUUUACAUUUGCAUUUCUUUAUAUCUGAAUAUACACUGAAAACACACUACAUACAAACUGACAGCAUCUCAAACAACCAUAUUUACAAUUGCACAGCUUAAAAAAAAACUCCUUUACAUUAUAUUUUAUAAUAUAAAGUUACAUUAUGAUAUAUGUAUGAGCCCUUAAACCUACCCCUAUCCUGAAUACUUCUCAACCAUAUAAAAAAAAUGCAUAGGCAAUAGCAAAAUUCCGGUACAAUUUUGCAGACCAAAAGGUCCAUUGUCUAGUGUCAAUAUGGUGUAGUGAAGUCACUUUUAAGCCAGGCAACUUUCUGUUGGUAAGCGUGGCAAAUUUAUUUGACCAACUUGCCAUUGCAAAAUCUGUUUGGGGAAAUCUUUCGCCUCAACAGGAAAUUCCCAAUUGCAUGGAUUCCUAUUAAAAUUACUGGAUUUCAUUCAUUUAAAAUUUGUCAAACGGCAAUAAUCGCACCUCAGAAGCACCAAUACCUAUUAAAUGAACAAAAUCACAUUGUAGAACACAACAUUUUUUGGUUGAUCUUACCGGAAAGCAUAGACAACAACCAGCCCAACAGCAACACUAGCUCAGUAGGUGAUUUGAAUUUGUCCAAACAAUAGGGGAGUAAUCAGGAAACAUUAAAAUAUCUUAAAACAUUAGUAAAUCCAUUUAGUGCUGGUAGUGGUGGAGAAAUUACACAUUUCACCUUUAAUUCUAAUGUCAUUCAGAUGAUUAAAAUCACUUCUUGAAGAAAGGUUACAGGGUUACAUUCAUUAAUUCUGUUUUAAUUAAUGCAAAUGCAAGACAGUUUCACUUCUCCAAAUCUAAAAAAGGAAAACUUUGACAAUAAACUAUUAAACAGCAUGUUUGCAUAAUGUAAACAUCUGCCUGUGUAUAUGCAUAUGCGUAAGCAACAGACAGUGACAGAUAAUGAGUAAUGCUUAUUAAUGGACAGACGAAAGUGUUCAUUGUGACGUUCUAUGUAAAUGCAUCCAGUCUGAGAAUAUUAAAGACUGUUGCACCACAUUU
Molecule: messenger RNA, 2095 nt
Organism: Onychostoma macrolepis
Lineage: Eukaryota; Metazoa; Chordata; Actinopteri; Cypriniformes; Cyprinidae
Exons: 2
Coding region: 156-683 (175 amino acids)
Source: RefSeq, a predicted model, not a curated record